AUGUCGGGAAGACAAUUACUUGAUGGAGUUUUGGUGGCUAAUGAGUUAGUGCAUUUCAAGACUAAGGAGAAGAAGGAAUGUUUUCUUUUUAAGGUGGAUUUUGAGAAAGCCUACGACAAAGUCAGUUGGAGUUUCCUUAGAUUCAUGUUACUCAAUAUGGGGUUCGGUGAUUUAUGGUUGAGUUGGAUGGAAGCAACCGUUUUUUCGAGUAAAAUAUCGAUUUUAGUCAACAGUGGCCCUACUAAAGAGCUUUUGGUCGAGAGGGGGUUGAGACUAGGAGAUCCGUUAUCUCCUUUUCUAUUUUUGAUUGUGGUGGAAGCUUUGCCGGUUCUAGUCAAGAGAUCUUUGGAUCUUGGAGAAUUUGCGGGGUUUAACAUCAACGAUGUUUGCAAUAUUGAUAUCCUUCAAUUCGAUGAUGAUACUCUUAUGGUUUGGGAUGGGAAUAGGAAAUCGAAGAAAGAAUCAUUGUGGUGGAGAGAUCUCUUAAAGUUAAAUUCCGACAAUGCCGACUCGAAUGCAGCAGGUAUUUCAAAGCUAUUUCACUGGAAACUUGGUAAGGGAGACCGCAUUCCUUUUUGGUUUGGAAGGUGGUUAGGAGCAGAGCCACUCUGUGCUGCCUUCCCCAACAUUUUCGAUGCUGUGGAGAAUCCAAAAGCAGCUGUGGAGGAACUUGGAAACUGGACUGAUUCGGUGUGGCAUUGGGACAUCCAUACGGCGCUGAUUCUGAAUCACGGAGUUGAACAUUCUGAAAUUGCAGACUUGGAAGCUCUUCUCGCGGGCAUUUCUUUGAAUUCAGCCACAUUAGACAAACCAUGCUGGCCUUGGGAUAGCUGUGGUUAUUUUUCCGUCAAAUCCUGUUAUGCGAAACUCUUGCAGGGGCAGGAUGCUUCCCCCAUAGAUCCUUCUUACAAAAGUUGUCUUAAUGUUGUUUGGGACUCGCUCAUUCCGCAAAAGGUGAAAUUGUUUGGCUGGAGGUUGUUGCGAAACAGACUCGCAACUCGGGAUCAACUGAUUCGGCGAGGUAUUUUGGAGGGAGACGACAACUGCAGGUGUCCUUUGUGCAAUUCUGCAGCUGAAAGCAGUGAGCACUUGUUCUUGAGAUGCAAUUGGUCUGUUCGUAUCUGGGCGGACAUUUGGGGUUGGCUUGGCAUUCUGCCGCUGCGGAACAACGCUAGCACAAACUGUAGGUCUCAUUUUCUCUCUACUUUUCAUGCUUUAAACAACAAGGUUGGCAAGGGUAGGGAAGUUUCGGUUUGGCUGGCUACGUGUUGGUGCUUAUGGAAUGCUAGAAACGGUAUUAUCUUCAACAAUGAAACUCUGGACAUCGAUGAAAUACUGUUCAAAAUUAAGAUGCUAACUUGGUGGUGGUUGCAAAUAGGCCUGAAUCGCUUAAAUUGCAAUUUUUAUGAAUGGUUUAAAAACCCUUUGAAUUUCUUGUAA
Vicia villosa (hairy vetch) is the source of this 1440-nucleotide messenger RNA. RefSeq lists its product as uncharacterized. The transcript has 2 exons. Lineage: Eukaryota; Viridiplantae; Streptophyta; Magnoliopsida; Fabales; Fabaceae. The record is from RefSeq and is a predicted model, not a curated record. The coding region runs from base 1 to 1440 and encodes 479 amino acids.